UGCAGGAAAAGCAUCUAACAGGAUGUUGCAGGAUUUUGGUGCAAUCGUCAUGGUUAUUAUGGUUGUCAAGAUAGAAACGACAGUUGAGCAAGAAGCCGGAGAUGGAUGCGACUCUGCAGCCACCUUAGCUCUGAUCCCCAAAGAUGACUGGAUGGAGGCGGAGGUUAUUAUGGGAUUCAGAGUGUGGCAGCUUAUGUUCUUGGCUCUGGCAGGCCUCAUAACAGUCGUCGUUCUGCUCUGCUGCUUCAUGAAAUGCAGAGUGCCACGAACGAAACAAGAAAUUGAGGCGGAUUUCAAAAGAAAAGAAAUCACACGCAGAUUCCGAUUCCUAUUGGACAGAGUUCAAAUAGAAGAUACAAGCCUUCGAACAGCUAUUGAAAAGGUCAACGAGCUCUAUACCAACAGGGAGAAAAUGAAACGUCGAAAAAAGAAAAAGGCCGAUGAUGAAGAGGAGACACUCUCAGUGGGAAGUAGCUAUCUUUUUGUUGAUGAAAAGUUGACUAUCAAAGAAAGAAUAAAAAAGCUACUCGGUCUUUUAGACGACAAUGUUUCGGAUACCGAUUCAAUGAAAGAAACCACAGAUAAAAGCGACGAUCAGUUGAAACGCAGUACAUCGGGAGAUGAGCUGUCUUCCUUGCCAGAAGUGAAAAUAGUGGAAAUCAACAAGUCUCGACAGGUGUCAGAAGAAUCUUCAGACUCUCCUAAGCUGGGAGAUUCACAUUCGAAAUUGUCUUUUCUGCAAGAUUCACCACCUAGAACUCACGAUACUUUGUCAAGACUUUCCUUACUGCAAGAUUCACCGCCCAAUUACGGGGUUACUCUUCUAGAAGAUACUCCACCAUCUCACCAAGCCAAAAAAUCUGAUCAAGAAAGCGCGAAAGCCAGCGAUUCAGGAAGAUCCAAGUUUGACAAGAAAAAGACUGAAUCACAGGAGUCUCAAGAUUCAGAGCAUUCAGUAAAAAAGCAGGAUUCAACGGAUUCCGAUAUAAAUUCACACAAAUUGAAGCAAAAGUCGGACUCCCAAGGAUCUGAUGAUAAAAAGGUAAAGCAAUCAAAAUCUGAUUCGCAAGACUCUGAGAACGGAAAGAGUCGCAAGCAGAAAUCAGAUUCUCAAGAAUCGAAUGAUUCGUUCGACAAUCUUCCAAAAGUUAAGAACAAGCGAAUAUUUGAGCCACAUGAAUCAAAGCUAACAAGGCGAGAAUCCAUGGGAGGAUAUUCAGGAAUUGAUGCAAGCCACAAAUGGAGAAAAUCGCCAAAUGCCAAAACAAAAAGCGAGUCAAAAGUUACAAAAUCUUUGGACGUGAACACAAGUUCCCACUUUAAUUAAUGAGAACUAUAUCACUUUUAUACAAGUUUAAAAAGUCAGCACUAACACGAACAAUAUACAUAUUCUUCUGAAUUGCUGCAGAAACAUCAACAGCAAAAAAGAUCAUAUAACUUAAAAGGACAAAUAAUACCAACAAAGAAAAUAUUUACCAUAGAUCGCAGAACUGCAAUCCAUUUUAAGUGACCGAAAUAUGAAACGUUAUUUUCAUAUUUCGGAAAAAAGAAAGAAACGGAAAGUUACGGAAAAAAGAAAGAUUGAACAAGCAGAUGUAUGAUUCAGUGACAUUGGCACCGUUGAAAUGUUUAUAGAUUUACUAAAAGUGCUGUCUGAGAGCUUAGCUGCGUACUCAAUAAAUCAAUGAAAGAGUGUAUCAAUAUUUGGAAAACUUCUAGUAUCGUAACAAAUGCGAUUUAGCACUUCAAAAUAUUUGAUAUAAUCAUAAAUGUUUCAUACAUUGAUUACUUCAUGCUUCUCAGAUGUAUUUAGUAGAUUCAAAUCUGCAGGACAUACUCUAAUCCGUCAUUUGAGUACAUUGGAAUACAUUAAAAAGCGUAUAAUGGUAAGCAAUUAUACGUAAAAUUUUAAAAUGAUAUGUCAUGGAAUGCAUGUGUGGUUGCAAACAAUGCCUGUUUCAGGCAAUUAUGAUGCUACCUUCAGGCAGUCAGGAAAUUUAAUAGGUCAUCACACAUCUAUUAUUUUACAGGUAUAACCUUCACAGACCAACUAAUAAAAAAUCCAAGAAUACCGAAGAAUUGUUUUUUCUGCUAUUAAAUGGGAAUUGCAAUUCUAGGUGCUGUGGUAUAUAUUGUAUCUUUUACAUUUCUAUACUUCUUUAUUGCCAACUGUAUAACAUAUUUUCUCAUUAGUAGUUUCUUAAUAACAAAUAAGAUUUUUUUUUUGUUAUCACAUUUUGAUCUAAAGCACAAACCAGCUUUCAUUCUUUAUUAUAAAAAUUUUUUUCAAAAGUUAUAGACCAUUCAAUCUGGAUAAAAUUGCAUAGAUAUAGUUUCACAAAAUAUAGGUAGGCAGAUAUUGUACAUCCUCACAACGAUUAAAAUUUACUUCCAGCCUUUCAAUAGUGAGAAAUACACUCAAUUUUCAUAGAUUUAAUUAGAUUUUUAAAUAGGAUCGCAGAAAAAAAUUAUUUAAUAAAUUAUAGAUUACUAUGAAUAAUUCACAAGUGGUACUAGACAAUGCAUAUCAUAACAAAUGGGGUUUUCUUCCCCAUAUAAAAACAAACAUCGUGUAUUAAAUACGAAGAAAUGUAUUUUUAAAAUUUAAUAGGGACAGAUAGAGAAAUUUACAAAAUUGUAUAAGAUGAGAAAAGUUUAACAAAGGGAUAAAAUUUCUAAGAGGUACAAAAUAAAUUUGGGAUUCAUAUUUAAUAUUGUAGUAUCAACAACUUUCAUUAAUAUAUGAACAUAAUUUUUAUGAUGAUUUACCUAAUUUAAUAAAUUACCAUUAAACCUAAAGAUAUUCAUACAGUUUAAAUGGUUGUCGGAUUUGGAUUUUGCACUGAACUUAAGGAGGGGAGGGAAUCAGUAUAUAGAAAGUCUAAUAUGCAGAAAUACAUAUUUCACAUUUUCAGCACUUUUUUACUAAAAACAGGUACAAUUAAACUGUCUUUCUUUCAAGAAUUAAACUUGAGAAAUUGAUUGAAUUAAAUUAAACUUUCAAGAAUAUUUUUUUAGGAACUUACAAAUAAAGGAUUUCAAAAGUGUUGUGACAGUUACUAAUAAUUUCUUAAAAUUUGUGUUGGUCUUUAAAAAGUAUAAUCUUGAUUAUAAAAUGAUUUGUAAGAAAUCUGGAGGCAAUCUUUGCAAGAUUGUAAUGGUAAAAGUACAUGCAAAAAUGAAUACACUUUAUAUUAUGAAUUAAGACAUUAAAAACUAAAAAAAAUGACUAAUAUAAAGCACAUAAAUGUUGUGUUUAAUAAAGGAGUUCACAUAACGUGUUAGGGGAAAAAAGUCCAUCCUUGCAUUACUAUAUGCAAUAUUUGACAAAUAGCAACUGUUCACAUUUUCUCAAUAACGAAUCAAUGAAUUAAGUACCAUAUAUUUCUGAAUAAGAGAGAUAAAUGAUAAAGUAUUGAAUAGAAUUGAUUUAUUCUCAUGCAAUACACAUUAAGUCAAUAAAUUGCAAAAUUAAUUUUUAAAUUGAAUGGCAUAUUUUACUGUUUGUAGUAUUGUGUUACAACACAACCUAAGGCAAUAUACAAUUAGAUGAUCAGACAGCUACAUUUUACAUGUG
Argiope bruennichi is the source of this 3577-nucleotide messenger RNA. Its product is annotated as dentin sialophosphoprotein-like. The record is from RefSeq and is a predicted model, not a curated record. The coding region runs from base 23 to 1327 and encodes 434 amino acids. Lineage: Eukaryota; Metazoa; Arthropoda; Arachnida; Araneae; Araneidae. The transcript has 4 exons.